Molecule: messenger RNA, 1838 nt
Organism: Papaver somniferum (opium poppy)
Lineage: Eukaryota; Viridiplantae; Streptophyta; Magnoliopsida; Ranunculales; Papaveraceae
Product: UDP-sugar pyrophosphorylase-like
Exons: 2
Coding region: 1-1662 (553 amino acids)
Biological process (GO): UDP-N-acetylglucosamine biosynthetic process
Molecular function (GO): UDP-N-acetylglucosamine diphosphorylase activity
Source: RefSeq, a predicted model, not a curated record
AUGUUGGUGGAGAUGGGACAAUCUCAUCUGUUUCAUCAUUGGUCUCAACCAGGUUCUGAUGACGAUCAAGACAAGAGAGGUUUCUUUGAUCAGGUGAAUAAGCUUGACACUAGCUACCCUGGUGGAUUGGCUUCUUACAUCCAAAAUGCUAGAAGGCUGCUCGCAGAUUCAAAAGAAGGGAAGAAUCCGUUUCAUGGCUUUACUCCUUCUAUUCCAUCGGGAGAGAUUCUUACCUUUGGCGAUGAAAACUUUGUAAACUUUGAGGAAGCUGGCGUCAAGGAAGUACGCAAUGAUGCAUUUGUUCUUGUUGCAGGUGGGCUUGGGGAACGUCUUGGCUACAAUGGAAUUAAGCUGGCUCUUCCGUCAGAGACCACAACUGGGACAUGCUUCCUACAACACUACAUUGAGUCUAUUCUAGCUCUGCAAGAGGCAAGCUGUAGAUUGGCACAAGGUCAGUGUGAAGCACAGAUUCCUUUGAUUAUUAUGACAUCAGAUGACACAAAUGCGCCUACAUUGGAUCUUUUAGAGUCAAAUGCUUAUUUUGGAAUGAAGCCGAAUCAGGUGAAGCUGCUUAAGCAGGAAAAGGUGGCAUGCUUAGAUGAUAAUGAUGCCAGGCUUGCAGUGGAUCCUGUCAACAAAUACCGAAUUCAGACAAAACCUCAUGGGCACGGGGAUGUUCAUUCACUUCUAUAUUCCAGUGGCCUUCUGAAAACAUUGAAGGAUGCAGGUUUGAAAUGGGUUCUAUUUUUUCAAGAUACUAACGGCCUGCUUUUUAAGGCAAUACCGUCAGCACUUGGGGUUAGUUGCACAAAGGAGUACCAUGUUAAUUCUCUUGCUGUGCCCCGCAAAGCAAAAAAAGCUAUUGGGGGGAUUACCAAACUCACUCAUGCUGAUGGGAGAACGAUGGUGAUCAAUGUUGAAUACAAUCAGCUUGAUCCUCUACUUCGAGCAACCGGUCAUCCUGAGGGAGACGUCAACUCCGAGACAGGCUAUUCUCCUUUUCCUGGAAAUAUUAACCAGUUGAUUUUGAACCUUGGUCCUUAUAUUGAAGAGCUCACCAGAACACAAGGUGCCAUACCGGAGUUUGUAAAUCCUAAGUACAAGGAUUCUAGUAAGACUUCAUUUAAGUCCUCAACUCGAUUGGAGUGUAUGAUGCAAGAUUAUCCAAAAUCACUGUCUCCUUCAGCAAGAGUCGGAUUCACCGUGAUGGAUGCAUGGUUGGCUUAUGCACCUGUCAAAAACAACCCUGAAGAUGCUGCAAAGGUGCCAAAAGAUCCAGUAACUGCAACUUUCAAUGGACAACAAGUGGAAGUGUGGCCACGCAUCACAUGGAAGCCCAAAUGGGCAAUGACUUUUGCUGAGGUACGACACAAAGUGAGUGGGAACUGUUCCAUCUCACAAACCUCUACUAUGGUCAUCAACGGUCGUACCGUGUUUGUGGAGGAUGUCUCUUUGGAUGGAGCGCUCAUUUUAAAUGCAGUUGAAGAUGCAGAGGUUAAAGUUGUAGGACCUGUGCAUAACCAGGGUUGGGUUUUGGAGCAAGUUGAUCACAAAGACACAUCAAUUCCUGAGGAAAUAAGGAUUAGAGGUUUCCAUUUCAAUAAAGUUGAGCAGCUGGAGCUAAAUUACAACGAGCCAGGGAAAUUCAGCAACAGCUCGUGAGAAGGAAACUUACCGUAUGGAACAGAUAGAAUACUAUGGUGAGCGAAACUGCAACCUCAGAAAUUCAAUUUACUGUGGGUAAGCCAUGAAGGUGGGAAUCUAUCAUGCACAAUAAUUUAGGAGUAAAGCAUGUUUUAGCUACAAUUUUUUUUUUUUAAUUUACCAGCAAUCAUAAA